AUGAUCAAUCAUACUGACCGCCAUUUGGCUUAUAAAGUCAAAUCCUCAAACAACUCCAACUACAGCGUAAACUUGAUCUACGGGAUUCUUAAAGUUUGUGAUGUGAAAGAGCUGAUCAUCACCAGAAAGUCGUACUUGUAA
Molecule: messenger RNA, 141 nt
Organism: Caenorhabditis briggsae
Lineage: Eukaryota; Metazoa; Nematoda; Chromadorea; Rhabditida; Rhabditidae
Exons: 2
Coding region: 1-141 (46 amino acids)
Source: RefSeq, a predicted model, not a curated record